Messenger RNA from Suillus fuscotomentosus, 398 nucleotides. RefSeq lists its product as uncharacterized. The coding region runs from base 24 to 341 and encodes 105 amino acids. The transcript has 4 exons. The record is from RefSeq and is a predicted model, not a curated record. Lineage: Eukaryota; Fungi; Basidiomycota; Agaricomycetes; Boletales; Suillaceae.
CUCACCACCUCAACUGUCACACUAUGACCGUUCAGGGACCUGCAGGCAACCAGCAGUGGGGUUUGGAUGCUGGCCAACAUCACAGGCGAUGGAAUGUGUAUCUCGGAAUUCCUGAUGAAUGGGUUUCUGCAAGAGAUUAUAGCGAGAGUGAACUUGAACGCGGCCCCUUAUUCAGUGAUAACUCUGAUGCUACAUCUUUGGAGUCUGCAGACGAGCUAUCCGAAGCUGUAGUUCCUUCUCUGCCGGCCGAAGAAUGUCCGCCCGUUAAACGUCGAUGUGCUCCACAGGCUCGAAGGGUCCAGAGAGGAAAAGAAAAUAGUCAUUGGCUUAUGUAUACCUAGUUGUACAUGGCUCUGAGGCAACUAAAAUAACAAAAGAAUGGUCGUGAACUCAUCCAA